Cyclopterus lumpus (lumpfish) is the source of this 5984-nucleotide messenger RNA. It is a transcript of the gene myo3a, whose product is annotated as myosin IIIA. Bases 90 to 5561 code for a protein of 1823 amino acids. Gene Ontology annotation, biological process: protein phosphorylation. The record is from RefSeq and is a predicted model, not a curated record. The transcript has 35 exons. Gene Ontology annotation, molecular function: protein binding; protein kinase activity; ATP binding. Gene Ontology annotation, cellular component: myosin complex. NCBI's taxonomy places the organism in Eukaryota, Metazoa, Chordata, Actinopteri, Perciformes, Cyclopteridae.
CACAUUUCAUAAACGGUUUCGUCGUCGCAGUCGGUCCGAAAACAAAGUCUGGAGCCGGCGACUCGGACUUCAGGAGAUCUCUCCUGAAGAUGUUUCCACAAUCAGGGAAAUCGAUCGUCUUCGACAACUUUCCAGAUCCCACCGACGCCUGGGACAUCAUCGAGACCAUCGGGAAAGGCACCUACGGGAAGGUCUACAAGGUGCUCAACAAACUGGACGGGAGCAAAGCCGCCGUGAAGAUCCUGGAUCCCAUCCACGAUAUCGACGAGGAGAUCGAGGCCGAGUACAACAUCCUCAAGGCCCUCUCGGACCACACCAACGUCGUGAAGUUCUACGGGAUGUACUACAAGAAGGAUGUGAAAUGUGGAGACCAGCUGUGGCUGGUGCUGGAGCUCUGCAAUGGCGGCUCGGUGACAGAUCUGGCUAAAGGCCUGCUGAAGAGGGGGGACCGGAUGGAUGAAGCCAUCAUCGCCUACAUCUUGCACGAGGCCCUCAUGGGACUCCAGCACCUGCACGUCAACAAGACCAUCCACCGUGACGUCAAAGGCAACAACAUCCUGUUGACGACGCACGGAGGCGUCAAACUCGUGGACUUUGGCGUUUCGGCCCAGCUGACAAACACCCGCCUGAGGAGGAACACCUCUGUGGGAACUCCCUUCUGGAUGGCUCCGGAGGUCAUCGCGUGUGAGCAGCAGCUGGACUCCACCUACGACGCUCGUUGUGACGUCUGGUCCCUCGGCAUCACCGGCAUAGAGCUGGGAGAUGGAGACCCCCCCCUCUCCGAACUCCACCCGAUGAGAGCGCUUUUCAAAAUACCCAGAAAUCCUCCGCCGACUCUCCACCAGCCGGAGCUCUGGUCCGCCGACUUUAAUGACUUCAUCUGCAAAUGUCUGAUUAAGGACUUUGAGCUGAGGCCGAAUGUGCUCGACCUGCUCCGGCAUGUGUUCAUCAAACAGAAGGUCGGCAGAGAGAAAAUACUGCGCAAGCAACUGAUGGAACUCAUUGAUCUCAACCAACAGAUAGGAGUCAUUGAUAAAACAAGUUGUAGGCAUGAACGCAUCCACACUAAACGAGGAGGCCACAUGAAGACGCAGACCGACCCCGAUGAGGUGGACGACCUCGCCACCCUCGAAGUUCUCGAUGAGAACACGGUCACCGAGCAGCUCCAGAGUCGCUACGGGCGAGAUCAAAUCUACACGUGCGUGGGAGACAUCCUCAUCGCGGUCAACCCUUUCCACAAGAUGGAGAUAUACACUCCUCAGCACUCCAAGAUGUACAUCGGAGCCAAGCGUACGGCUAACCCGCCACACAUCUUCGCUGUGGCCGACAUCGCCUACCAGUCCAUGGUGUCCUAUAAUACGGACCAGUGCGUUGUGAUCAGCGGGGAAAGCGGAGCCGGGAAAACCGAGAGCGCUCAUCUGUUGGUACAGCAGCUCACCGUUCUUGGAAAGGCCAACAAUCAGUCGCUGCAGGAGAAGAUCCUGCUGGUCAACAGUCUGGUGGAAGCGUUCGGAAACGCCUGCACCGCCAUCAACGACAACUCCAGCCGCUUCGGCAAGUACCUGGAGAUGAAGUUCACCUGCGGGGGAACGGUGGUCGGGGCGCAGAUCUCCGAGUACCUGCUGGAGAAAUCCAGGGUCAUCCACCAGGCAGUAGGCGAGAGGAACUUCCACAUCUUCUACUACAUCUACGCUGGCCUGGCCGACAGGAAGAAACUCGCCCACUACAAGCUCUCCGACAGCAAAACGCCAAAGUAUCUGUCGAACGAGCACGUUAAAUUAGGGCCCGACAUCGUGAGCAACACCUUCUACAAGGAGCAGUUCGAUGCGGUGGAGCAGUGUUUCAAAGUCAUCGGAUUCACCCUGGAGGAGCUGGGCAGUGUUUACAGCACGCUGGCUGCCAUCCUCAACUCCGGCGAUAUCGAGUUUUCUCCGGUUGCCUCGGAGCACCAAACCGACAAGAGCGACAUCUCCAACAUUUCUGUCCUGGAGAACGUGGCAUCGCUGCUGUGCAUCCGCUCGGACGAGCUCCAGGAAGCCCUGACCUCCCACUGCGUCGUGGCCCGCGGGGAGACGAUCGUCAGGCCCAACACGGUGGAGAAGGCGGCGGAGGUGAGGGACGCCAUGGGCAAGGCGCUCUACGGCCGCCUCUUCAGCUGGAUCGUCAACCGCAUCAACGCGCUGCUGCGGCCCGACAGCCCCCUCGGAGAGGAGGAGAAGGGCUUGAACAUCGGCAUCCUGGACAUCUUCGGGUUUGAGAACUUCAAGAAGAACUCGUUCGAGCAGCUCUGCAUCAACAUCGCCAACGAGCAGAUCCAGUUUUACUUCAACCAGCACAUAUUCGCUUGGGAACAGGACGAGUACCUGAACGAGGAGGUGGACGCUCGGAUGAUCGAGUACGAGGACAACCGGCCCCUCCUGGACCUGUUCCUGCAGAAGCCCAUGGGGAUGCUCUCCCUCCUGGACGAGGAGAGCCGCUUCCCACAGGCCACCGACCAGACCCUCGUAGAGAAAUUCGAAGAUAACCUGAAGACCAAAAGCUUCUGGAGACCAAAGAGGGUCGACCUCGGCUUUGGUAUCCACCACUACGCUGGAAAGGUGAUCUACAGCGCCGCGGGCUUCUUGGCCAAGAACCGGGACACGCUGCCGGCCGACAUCGUGCUGCUGCUGAGGUCGUCGGAAAACGAGCUCACGCGCAAGCUGGUCACGCAUCCCCUCACCAAGACGGGAAACCUCGCCCACACCAAGGGCAAAGGCAUCAACACCAUGCGCAGCCCGCGGACCCCGACACGCUCCCUCACCUUCGCCAAGCCGGGGGAACCUGGAGACGCUCCUUACCACCCGAGAGAGACCACCAACAUGAGGACCCAGACGGUGGCCUCCUACUUCAGGUACUCUCUGAUGGACCUGCUGUCCAAGAUGGUGGCGGGGCAGCCUCACUUCGUCCGCUGCAUCAAACCGAACAACGACCGCCAAGCCAACAAGUUCGACCGGGAGAAGGUUCUGGUCCAGCUGCGCUACACCGGCGUCCUGGAGACCGCCAAGAUCCGACGGCAGGGCUACUCUCACCGCAUCCAGUUCGCCAACUUCAUCAAGAGGUAUUACAUCGUGGCUUUCCACGCCCACGAGGAGCCGCCCGUGACUCAAGAAACAUGCGCCACCAUACUGGAGAAGGCCAUGCUGGAGAACUGGGCGAUGGGGAAGACCAAGGUGUUCCUGAAGUACUACCACGUGGAGCACCUCAACCUGAUGGUGCAGCAGGCCACCCAGCGGAUCGUUCUGCUGCAGGCGUACGUCCGCGGCUGGAUGGGAGCCAAACGGUACCGGCGGAUACUAAAGGAUCGAGAACAGAGCGCUCUGGUGCUGCAGUCAGCUUACAGGGGUCACAAGGUUCGGAAGAGGGCGGCUGACGACAAAAGCAAAGCGAAGCUGGAGGCCUUCGUCGUCCAGUUUCAGGCUGCUUGCAGGGGCUAUCUUGCGAAAAAGAAAUACAAGGAGUUGGUAGAUGAGAAGAACAAAGCUGCGACCAAGAUUCAGGCUCGCUACAGAGGCCACAAGGAAAGGAGAAGCUUCAAAAGGAAACGGGAAGCCAAAGAGAAAGAGGAAGCCGACAAGGCCCUGAAAGGAGAGGAAGAGACUCCUGAACCGGAGAAGCUCAGCGAGGAAGACGCUCCCCCUCCUCCAGUCGACGGAGCGGCUAACGAGGAAGACGAAACGAAGGCGGCCGUGGUUCUGCAGAGCAACUUCAGGGGCUACAAAGAGAGAAAAAAGUUUAAGGAGCGGAAAGAGAUGAUGGCCGGGGCCGAGCUGGCGUUGCCGCCGGAUGCGUCCGCGGAACGAGAAGACGGACGAGAGCCAGCCGGCAGAGAGGAGAAGACGGCCUCUAAACCAGAGGGGAACGAAGACGAAGACGAAAGUACGUUUGAAGCCGAGGAGAACGACGACAGCGAUCACACACAGGUGCCAGAAGACGACGAGCACACAGAGUUGGAAGAGGAAGAGGCAGUCGAGGCAGCGGACGCUGGAAAAGCAAAGGAGGACGAGGAGGAGAAGGAGGAGAAGGGACCAGAAGAGGUUGUGAAUGUGGAAGAAGAAACCAAGGCGGCCACCGUCCUCCAGAGUAACUUCAGAGGUCACAAAGAGAGGAAGAGGCUGCAGGACGAAGGCAAGAUCCCGGCUAAGAAACAGAAAGCAAAGAGUCCCCCUGGUGAUGAAGAAGAAGAAGUGCCCACGGCGAGCAGCGCCGCGAGUGAGGAAGAGCUUCCCGAAGUUCAAACGCCGGCAGAGGAAGUCGGCAUCGAGGAGGAAGAGGAAUCAACGAAAGCUGGAGAUGCAGCCGGCGUUCCCUCAGGAGUCCAAGAGGAGGCCAAAGCAGCCGUGGUGCUUCAGAGCAACUUCCGCGGCCACAAGGAGCGCAAACGACUCGAGGAGGAAGGCAAGAUCCCGAAGAAGAAGACGAAGAAGAAGGAGGAGGAGGAGGAGGAGAAAGAAGCGACGCCGGAACCAGCGAAAGAAGAAGAACCGGCAAAGCCGACGGGAGAACCCACGGCGGAUGCUUCCGCGGAGAACUCGGGCGGGCCGGACGAGGAGAGAGCCGCCACCGUCCUUCAGAGUAACUUCAGAGGCCACCGGGACCGGAAGAAACUGAAAGCCGAGAGAGAAACGCAAAAGGACGCGGGGGGAGGAGCUGAAGAGGAAGAGGAAACCAAAGAGGAGGCUGGAGAGGAGGCCCUGGAUGUCGCGGACGUGACGAUAGAGCACAAAGCGGAGGCGGACGCCGACAGAGAGAGGCUGGAGGAGGAGCAGGCUGCGGUGAAGAUCCAGAGCAACUUCAGAGGCUACAAGGACCGAAAGAACCUCAAGGCCAACAAGCAGACAGCGAGGACAGAAGCUGCGCGACUGGAGAGCUUCUCCAAACAGGUAUCCAAAACUUCUCAGGACUUCGUGGCCCUGCAGCAGAAGUUGAACGAGAUCAUCCAGGCCCAUCAAUCAAACCCCGAGAACAACGGCAUGUUCGUGAGAGGAAAAGCAAUCAACGGCUACGCUCCCCGGAAUCACCAAUCAAUCUCUGCAGCGGACAAGAGGCAGUCCAGGACCCCCCGCCGGACCCAGCAGCCAAAGACCCUGAACACCCCGGAAGACUCCACCUAUUACAACCUGAUUCAUCGGUCCGUCCAGGAUGAUAAACGCAAGCCCAGGAAAGAGGAUCCAGGGAAGAAGGUGGACGUGGACGACCACUACUACCAGACGCUGUCCUCCAGCAGGUCUGAGCCCUGCUUCUCCACAGAGGAACCGGCGCCCGGCGGCGUGCCCGAGAGGAGGCCGUCCGUCGGGAGGAGGGGCUCCGUGGACGGCCGGCGGUCGACGGAGCCGACGGCAGCCGGUAGACAGACCAGAGAGAGGGCCGUCACUGAGCCCGGGCCUCCCACACUGGUGUUUAACGACAGACACUCACUUCCCAGAAUGCCCUCCACCGAGAGUCGGACCGAGGACAACCCGUUUGACUUCAGGCACCUGCUGAGGAAGACCUCCCAGAGACGAAGGCUCAUCAAACAGUACUGACCUCACAACUGGACUUUUCCAACCAUUUGGCACAUAAUCUACCAGAGUGGCGAUGUUUUAUGAGAUAGGAAAGAUGCACGUUUUUAUUCAUCUAAGCAUCUUAAAACGACUGAUAAGUUACGUAUAUGAAAAGCAUUGAUUAUAAGACAUUGCUACUUUAGCUCAUUUUGCUGCAUCCGUUUUCCUUUGGUCAAAUAUUUGAGGUAUACAACUAUAUCAUUGCAUAACAUAUAUGUAUACAUCAUGUAAAUACAUAAAUCCGCGCUCUUACAUUUGAAUACUUUGCAUUUCAACCCAUUUCGACGAAUGCAUCUUUCUGAAAAGCUGCUUCGCUGUUGUCAAACUGUAAGAAAUGUACAUUCUCUCUCCUGUGCUGUAAUCUGUGUUUUGUUUCAUUUAAAUGUAUAAAAGAUAUUAAAUUAA